Molecule: messenger RNA, 2144 nt
Organism: Mycena citricolor
Lineage: Eukaryota; Fungi; Basidiomycota; Agaricomycetes; Agaricales; Mycenaceae
Source: the annotation of a GenBank genome assembly
CCUCACUCCUGAUACGCUUGCGCACUCAUUGGUUUUGGAGAUAAAAGCGACUCCGCCGGAACGCAUUAGGGCUAGCCAUGGUCUUUCGAAAUUUGCACGUUUGUCCGAGGUUCGGUCACAAUCUCUAUUGGCCAUGACAUGCAUGAAGCGCAUCGCGACGGUAGGGUGGUAUAAAUGUCCAAUGGGCUGAGAUAGAGAAGAGAAUCAAUCCCGCUGUAUUUUUCCUCCACUCCAGCGAUGUCCUCCCUUUCUGGUCUCCUCCAAUUUUUCGCGGUCGCCGCGCUCGUGUCUGCAGCCCCCUCGCAGACCGACACCGCUAAGCGCGCAACGUGCACGGUGAACAGCGUUGCCAGCGCUUCGGGACUUUCUGGAUGCACAAACGUCGUCAUCCAGGCAUUCACUGUCCCCGCUGAUAAAACUAUAACUAUCGCGGCAGCUAGCGGCGCCACGGUCACGAUGACCGGAGACAUUACCUUCGCAAAGACCACUGUGAAUGGCCCACUCAUCACUUUUGACACCCCAAAUAUCAACUUCAACGGUGGAAACCACCGCAUUGACGGCAACGGCGCCUUGUACUGGGAUGGACAAGGCACUAACGGAGGGACAUUCAAGCCCCACCCCUUCGUCAAAUUCCGAAACUAUGGCACUUUCUCCUCGGUGACGGUGCUCAACUCGCCCGCUCAAGCCGUCUCGGUUGGCACCACCGCCAAAUCAACGAUCCAGCAGGUUACGAUCGACAACUCUGCUGGCAAUUCCAAGGGCCACAACACGGACGGCUUCGAUAUCAGCGCCGACUCUGUCACCGUCUCCCAGUGCAAGGUGAUGAAUCAGGACGACUGCGUUGCAGUCAACUCUGGCGAUGGAGUCGUCAUUCAGAACACGACUUGCACCGGCGGACACGGAAUCUCGAUUGGAUCGAUCGCGUCGGGCUACUCUGUGACGAACUUCCGCGCGACGGGAAACACGGUCAGCAACAGUAAGUACGGACUGCGCAUCAAGGUCGACGCGAACGCAUCCAAUGCAAAGGUGGCAGGUGCGACGUAUUCUGGGAACACGCUGUCGGGGAUCAGCGACUACGGGAUCCUCAUCUCGCAGAGCUAUCCGACGGAGGAUGGAACGAGUGUUGGCACCGGCGGUCCCAUCUCGGGUGUCUCGUUCACCAGUGGCAAGACUACGCUGGCUGUGGACGCAGGCGCGUUCUCCGUUGUCGUGAACUGCGGUGCCUGCUCUGGUGCAUGGGACUGGUCAGCACUCGAUGUUACUGCGGCAGGAAAAGGUCACAAGCUCUCUGUCGACAAGGCCAAGAUAUCUGGCGGUGUUUAUUAGUUUUGUCUUCUUCACUAUGUGGAACCCUGGAAUGAGAGAUAAUAAACGACCUAUCGAUUCACGUUCUCACCCGUGUUACAUCGUUGACGCAUAAGAGACUGCUUAUCGAUGCAACUUCGGCGCUGUCGUCCGGAGGAUGCCAAGCGACAUGGGAAAGGUGAUGAUGAUCUGUGAUGAUCAUGCGUGCGCGUGAGCCGGUCCAAUCGUGGCUGCGCGGCUAUACCCGAGCCCGGAUCGCAGGAGUUCCUGUCCCCCACAAUGUCUCCAUUUGGUGAGAUCUUGCCCGCACGUGUGUUCCGCUUCCAAUGGACCGACGAAGUAGACAGCAGAGAUCUGUCUAUCCCUGGAUCCGCAGCGUCUUCGUCUCCCACUCACGGCCUGGACUUUACACUGGACUCAUUACGUGGUGCUGUUAAACUAUUUUGGUACAUCCAUUGUCCAGGAUCGGCAGUUGCUUUUUCGGGUCACGGAAAGCUGACCAGGCUACCCAAUAUGGCCCUAGCAUACGAUAAAUUUGAGAGGCAAACACCGUGGAUUGGGAGGGGGGUUCUCAACGAUACGUGCGAACUUGCGGAGCAAAAGAGCGUUUGAAGAAGUAAAGUUUUCAGCCGACCAUGAGCCGACCAUUCCACCCAGAACCAUUCCGUCGUAUUUUGGAUCCCCGUAUCCGAUUUGGAUCGAACCCCGAACCUCCAUGGGAAACGCCCCCGGUUUCAGGCUGCAGCCCGUGAGAGGCAAUUGCACAUCCAGAUCUUAGUAUUGAGGAGCACAUAUUUGUAUACCACCCCCCCGGACGUUUCCAAUCGUGAAUGUAUCUC